GCAAUUAUAUUUGUGGCGAAAAACGCAAUGCAAAAUGUGGAAAAUAACCAAAGCACCAACAACGAAUUUAUUAGCACUGACGUUAGUAUUUACCCUAGUUUUUUGGGGCACAGCCUAUGGACUUUCAGAUAAACGGCUGUGUGCCGAUGAAAAAUGUAAAGAAAUCAUAUCACUGGGCAAGGGGAAAAUUAGUUACAGAGCGGGAGAGGUGGGAAUGGUUUCGUUUCAAAUCAAUGCGCCUAUACGCAUCAAGUCGAAGAGCGCUGGCUCCAAUCCUUCCCUGUGGGGAGUUGAGGUAAAUGGACGUGAAGGAUAUGCACCUAAGGAUUACAUUAGGGAGGAACGGAUACUUAUUAAAGAAAAGGAUCUUAAACAUAUUGUAGAUGUAGUUCAGCCUGGUAGUCCCGAGGCCUUAGUUCCUGCAACUCCAACUUCAAUUGCACCUGAAGUAAGCGUGGAAGUUACAACGCCUACAGCUUCUUUAGAUGACGCGGUUGUAAGUUCUCAAGAGGAAGCUAUAAACAGUAGUCCUACUGGUAACAGCGAGGAACUGCCGCAACGAACUGCAACACCAGUCCAGGAAGAUGUAAUAGUUGUUGAUGGAACUAGAAUUCCCACAUCAAAUGAUGAUGAGUAUGAACAGCAAACAAUGGGUUCCACCAUGGGAAUGUCCGAGGAAGAUGAUGAUGGAGAAAUAGGCGAUUAUGAUGAUGAUGAAAUCGAUAAUGAUGAAGAUAUCGAUAAUGAUGAUACCAAAAGUAAAGAAAAAUUAUUCCAAGAGCCGAUGAAACCAGUCCCACUUAAUUCCCACGUGGAGACCUCGGAAAGUAAUCCGGCAGAUACUACUGAAUCCUCUUCAACAGAGAAUACAUCAACAAAGACUGAUGAAAUCCCUGAAACCCCCAACAAUGUUGCUGAAAACUCAUCGGACUCUACAACUAUUGCUUCAAGCAUAGUGGAUGGUGGUGCUGCUUCAACUACUGAGGGAACACAACAACAACAACAAGUUUCCACCGAACCAAGUGUUGAAAGUGUGCACCAAUCUGAUUUAAAGCACGGUGAUGAAACAACACCAGAGGAUGUAAAUUCAAAAGAACAACAUCAAGAAACAGUUCCUAUCGAAGAUAAGAAUGCAGAAAUAUUGAAACAGGAGAAUUCCUCUAAGACCUCUACCCCCACCACUGAAGCCUUAAAUACUGCCAACAAAGAAGAAAAAGAAGAUAUUUUCCAUGCUACCAACAUAUCGAAUGAACAAAGUCUUCCUGAGAAUACAACCUCUGAAAUCACUUCAGAUGAACCUAGCUCAAAUGAUAGUGAACCAAACAGCAGUGAGCAACCUGUAAGUGAGCAUCAAGGACAAAACGAAAUGCCAAUGGAAAUACCUAUUGAUAAUAUACACAAUACACAGGAAGUAACCGCUAAUACCGAAAUUCCUAGUUCUCCAAACACCAGUGAGCAACCCGUAAGUGAGCAUCAAGUACAAAACGAAAUGCCAAUGGAAAUAGCUAUUGAUAGUAUACACAAUACACAGGAGGUAACCGCUAACACCGAAAUUCCUAAUUCCCCAAACCCAUUGCCCACAACUGCCACAGAAGGCAUUCCCUAUGUAACCGAAUCUCCCCAAACACCAACAAACCAGGAACCACCACUUCCAACUUCAACACAAAUGCCUAUCCCAGAAAACCCCCCUGCCAAUGUAGAUCCCCACCAAGAACCCGUGUUACAACCAACUGAAAUACCUCUGCUUAGUACCGCUAUACCCCCUGGGUACAGUGAUCCCUAUCAACAACAAAAUACUAAUGAUUAUGUAAAUCCCGCACAACAUUAUCCCAAUGUCGAGUCAUCCAACACACCAUUGCCGUCUCAACAUGAUUAUUAUCAACACACAACUGAGCCCUCAUUGCCUACUGAAACACCAAAUUUUGACUAUUAUGGGCAGCAUUCUACGAGCUAUGAAGACGAAACAACAACUGUUAAACCGGAGACAACAAUUACCGAUACUCCUAUAGCCAGUGAGCCGGAGGUGUCAACAAUUAAACCUCAAGCUGUUGACAAUUCUUAUUAUGAUGACGUUUCUCAAGGUCAGGGCUAUGUUGAGCCUCUACAGCCCAUAGUAACGCCAGAAGCCCCUAAGUCAAAUGAGGAAGAACCAAAAUCAUUACCUUCAUUAACGCCAUCACAUCAUCAUGAUGAUAUUGUUGAAAAGAAAGAUAAGGGAUUAUUUGCAACGAUUAUGGAUACCGUUAACAAUAUAUUGCCCAAUAACAAAAAACCAAAAUAUCCAGCUGCAGAGAUGGAUGACAAUGAGUUGAAGAAGAUUUUGUAUCCGGAUAUGGGUGGAAAACAGCCAAACUCAUUAUAUAAGACCAACAACGAAGAAGAUGAAAGUUUUUGCGAAAAGUUGGGUCCCAAUGACUGUCCACACUCGUCACAUAAAACUGCAUCGCAUUCCGAAGAAACAUGUACGUGCUCUCUCAGAUCUUUCAUAACCACUGAAUUCACCAUGGAAACCUUUGUUCAAGCAUUAGCCUCUAAAGUCUUGGAAAUCAGUGAUUUGUUGGCAUUUUUAACGAUUGUUGCUGCCACCACUUUGUUCUUCGUCUUUGGCUAUUACUGUUUCUGCAACAGCAGCAGUGAGGGUGCUUUACUCUCCAAACUCAAUCAAUUGGAAAGUAGUUUAUUGGCAUCCCACAAAGAAAAUUCCAUUCUUAAGCACAACUUAAUGUCGACCCGGCAAAAGCUGUCCAGCAUUGAGGAUAAUUCGUUUGGCUCCAACGAUAUGGUGUUGUCGAUUAAAAAAGAAUUGGAGGAAGAGUUAGUGGAGAAGGCUCGCUUGCAAGAGCAGAUAACAUCAUUGCAAAAGGAAUUGGAAGCUGCUGCAGAUGCCGGUAUUGAAUUGAAUAAAAUAGUUUCAGAAUUGUUGAGUAAUCAGACUGGAGACGAAAGCAUCAUAAGCAGUGUGGAAGAAUUACAGAAGCAAUUGAAUGAACAACAAAAUACGAUUUUGGAAAUCAAUGCCAGUUUGGCUGAAAAGAGCCGCGAAAAUAGUGAAUUGCAACUGUUGAUAGCUGAACAAAAUGCUCGCUAUGAAUCGCAAAUUUCAAAUCUUCAGAGGGACAAUGAUGAGCUAGAGGCAGAAAAAGGCAGUCUAAUCACUCGGCUGGACGAAAUUAAAAAUGAUUUUGACAAGGAUAUCACCGCUGCUUUGGAGGGCAAGAAUUUCGAAAUCAAACGCCUACAAAACGAAAUUGUAGAUUUAAGUGCAAAGGUGGAGGCUGAGCACACUAAGUGGCAGACCAGUCUGGCUAAAGUGGAGGCAUUAGAGGAAUGUUUGAAGAAUGUUAAAAAGGAUCCCAAUGUAAAUAUCAAUCAGGUUAUUGAUGUCGCCAAUACUAGAGCUGAACUACUAGAUGCCCAGAAGAAAUACGUGUCACUAAAGGAACGAUUGGAAUUGGAAUUGGAUGCCAGAAAAGUAUGUGAGAGUCAAUUGCAAGUGGCAACAGCUGAGGUUGAAAAACUUAAACAAGACUUUAAUCAAUCGGAAAAGGACAAAUUGGAAGCUCAAACCCGUCUGGAAGUAUUGUCAAAUUACUUCAAGGAGAAAGAGACACAGUUACAAAAAGAACUGAGCCUAAAAGAAACCAUGUGGUUGCAGCAGCAAGGUGAAACUAGUACAACUGUGGAACGUUUAACGGCCAUGCAAGAGGAAAUACAAUCAUUGAAAUCUCAAAAUGAUGCCUUGCGUGCUGAAAUUGAAGCUCAAGUUGCAGCGCACAAGGCCCAAACGGGUACGCUUGAAAAUCGUGCCCACGAGACAUGGUUGGCAGCCCGCCAAUCGGAUAGACGGUACGAAGAAGCUAGGGCAGAAGCCACAGCUUUACGCAGGAAAUUGACAGCAUUAGCUGGUGGCAAUGUUAAUGAAGCCAAUAAACCUUCAGCUGGUCCUGCAGGCCUGGGUGAUGAUUUAGCAAAUGCCCCCUCUCCCAUACACAUGGAGUCUCCGGGCUCCCCCAUGUUAGGCAGAAUGCCACCACCACCAUUCCUACCGCCACCAUUCAUGGGACCACCUCCACCAUUCAUGGGAAUGCCGCCCCCACCUCCUUUCGUGCCACCAGGUGAGAUGCGUCCAGCACCAUUGGGACGUAUCAUGUCACCGCCGCCUCCACAACGCUCAAGUCUACUCGACUAUGAUGACUAUCUGGAUUACGAAAGCAACAAUUCGUGGCAUCGUCAUCACACAUACUCACCACCACCACGAACAUAUCGUUCACUCUCACCCACAGAUAGCCGCUAUAAUUAUGGCACAGAACGUGAUCUUAUGUCCACCUAUGACACAGAAACCGACUUCAGUCCACCACCCAGUCCUCGGGAAUCGAGAAGACGGGCUGGCUAUGACAGCGACAAGGGUGGCAGUAGACAUCCAUAUAAUAAUUCUAAGAAAUCCUCUUCAGGUCACAAAGGUAACAUAAGUUCCGGUUCCGACAAGUCCUAUAAUUCUUCAUCCAAAAAAGGUGGCAACAAAUCAAAAUCCAGUGGGGGAGGUGGCGGGGGUGGUAAAUCGCUGGUAUGAUUUGUUCUUGAACUCCCUUCCACAUUAGAGGAAAUAAAGCCCCCACAUAAAACAUUUCCGUUAAAAAUGCAUUAAGCCUAAGAGAGCGAGUCUGAGAAUGAUGAAUGUUAGUGAGCGUGUUUACGACGUAUGUGUGCCGUGUCUGCUGUCGACUUUAUUUUGUUAAUUGUGUAGUUAAAUUUAAUUUUUUAAAAUUUACUCAAUAUUAAGAAGCAGAGAAUGAAAACAUUCUAAACUUAAUGAUACUUACUAAGAAUAACAAACAAACAACAAAUACAACAACAAGCCAAAUUAUAAAAGCAAAUUAUAAUGAAUUCACAAGGAGAAAGAAGAGAAAAAAAUAGUAAAACCACAAACAAAAGAAAGAA
This is a messenger RNA of Musca domestica (house fly), 4938 nucleotides long. Its product is annotated as transport and Golgi organization protein 1-like. NCBI's taxonomy places the organism in Eukaryota, Metazoa, Arthropoda, Insecta, Diptera, Muscidae. The record is from RefSeq and is a predicted model, not a curated record. Gene Ontology annotation, cellular component: endoplasmic reticulum exit site; endoplasmic reticulum membrane. Gene Ontology annotation, molecular function: protein binding. The transcript is spliced from 10 exons. Bases 35 to 4570 code for a protein of 1511 amino acids. Gene Ontology annotation, biological process: endoplasmic reticulum to Golgi vesicle-mediated transport; vesicle cargo loading; protein secretion.